Molecule: messenger RNA, 2721 nt
Organism: Perca flavescens (yellow perch)
Lineage: Eukaryota; Metazoa; Chordata; Actinopteri; Perciformes; Percidae
Gene: glis1a
Product: GLIS family zinc finger 1a
Exons: 9
Coding region: 351-2162 (603 amino acids)
Biological process (GO): regulation of transcription by RNA polymerase II
Cellular component (GO): nucleus
Molecular function (GO): RNA polymerase II cis-regulatory region sequence-specific DNA binding; DNA-binding transcription factor activity, RNA polymerase II-specific
Source: RefSeq, a predicted model, not a curated record
CGGUGCAGAGAGCGCUGCUGUGACAGUGGGAAGCACAAUCCGCGUGCAGCCAGCGCGAGGCAAAGACCUACUAACAAGCUGUGAAUAAUGACUGGCCGCAAAACGCGCAGCAUGAGAGAUGACUGACCACGCAGCAGCUUGGAACAAAUGACAGAAGAUUACACAUGCUGGGGUUGAAAUGAGAAGAUGCCAGCAGCUGAAAAUGAACCUAAUUUGAUUACAUUUGAGAAUUGAAAGAUGCUGGAGAUUGGUUUCCCUCCAAUGGAUUCCUAAAGUUGCUCCAAGAGAAUCGGCCUCAAAGAUUUUACUGAAAGGAUCUCUUGGUGGAAGUCAGCGAGCGGGGGGCCAGGAUGUGGCCCCCUGACCUCGGGCCUCCAGACGUCCAGCUGACUCUUCCUGGUUUUGGAAGUGUGUUUGAGGAUGCGGAGGACCUUCAGGCGCCACUGUCUUCUGGCGGCUUCUGUCAGUCCUCGAUACAUUCAGGUGGACAGGGUGUGUGCUGUCUUCCAAGGUCUUCCCUGUCCCUGUCCUCGCUGGGCCGGGACCUCACCUCCCUGCUCAGCUGUAAGACCGCUGGAUCCCACAUAGAAAAGCCUAUGGAGGACUUUGCCACCACAGCGCACAUAGAUCCUAAAAACAACACCCAAAGGUAUAGCUGUUACCCCCAGCCCUCCCUCCCUUUAUCCUAUGUGCUCACUAGCUGUGCCACUUCGCCCCAUUUUGGCUUGCCACCCUCCUCUCUUUCAUCUUCCUCCUCUUCAUCAGCUUCAUUUUUUACCUCUUCCUUGCCUCUUUCUGAUGCACCUGGUGGCAACAAGACUCCUAAUCUACAACGAAAGAUACAGGAGGAGUAUCGCUCAAUAAAACAAGAGCCUGCAGAUGAUUUCUUGCCAUGUAAGAGGGAUCCGUUUCAAGUUAACAACCAGCAAGGGGAGCUGUUUUAUGUGGGCCAGCCCCUCCAAGGUCAGGACAGCAACUCACUUCAUUUCCCAAGGCUUAAUGGACCCAUAGGCCACAACCCCACAGUGGACCAACAGGACCAGCCAUGCCACUGGAUCGACUGUAGUGCCACUUACAGCAGUCAGGAGGAGCUGGUGAGGCACAUCGAGAAGGUGCACAUUGACCAACGCAAAGGGGAAGAGUUUUCCUGUUUCUGGACCGGCUGCGUGCGACGCCACAAACCCUUCAACGCCCGCUACAAGCUGCUAAUCCACAUGAGGGUCCACUCUGGAGAAAAACCCAAUAAAUGCAUGUUUGAGGGCUGCUCCAAGGCGUUUUCACGUCUAGAGAACCUGAAGAUCCACCUGAGGAGCCACACAGGAGAGAAACCGUACAUCUGCCAGCAUCCCGGCUGCCUCAAGGCCUUCAGCAACUCCAGUGACCGGGCCAAACACCAGCGCACACAUCUGGACACGAAGCCGUACGCCUGUCAGAUCCCAGGAUGCACCAAACGCUACACCGAUCCCAGCUCGCUACGAAAGCACGUCAAAGCUCAUUCAGCCAAAGGCCAUCAGGAGACAGAGGUCAAGGUUCAGGUGCACACAAUGCUGGAAUCGGACAUAUUGAGCGAUUGUCUGGCAAGGAAGCAUCUCCACCAAGGAAACAGCUCACCUUUACCCAGCUUAGAUGACUUCACAGGUGUGUACUCAAACAGCAGCUCUGUCUACAAUAGGCCAAAUUCGGAGUUUCUCCCUCCAUCAGCAGACACCACCUCCAGGUAUCGAAGCUUGGACGGAAACGCCAACAGCCCAAUAUAUUCAAUUACAAGCACAGGGAGCAUUCGAGAGGGGAACAGACCCACAUCGUUGUUCAUGUCCGCUGACGUCAGCCCCGUGAGCUCCUCGUCAGACAGAGGGGACGUCCAGCUGCAGGGUUACCACAAAACCUACAACCACCAACAAGUAUUGUCACAGCAGCAAGGAUGUCUGUACGGAGAAGGAAAGGUUGUUCAACCGGUCAGCGAAGAAGGCUUCGAACCUGCCAGUUACUUCACAACCUCCUGCGCGUCACACUCUACAGGGUUGGACUUGUUGCAGGACCUGCAGGGCCAGGCCGGGGCCGGCUACUCCAUGUCUCCCUGCUCAGACGACAGCUUCCUUUUCCAGGCGGGAGGCGUCGACCGCUGCCUCAGCCAGAUCUACUCCAUCUACCUGGACUCAUGAUGGGCCGCCCAGAACCAAACAAAACUGAAUCAGUAAUCACUUUGUUUUCCUGAGGACAAAAUGCAGCUUGUAUGAUGUGUGGUGGCAGACAAUCACAACAACAAUAUACAGUUUAUUCAAGGCUGAAGUUGAAUUGUUCUUCUUGACAGAAAAUAUGUCAGUGGGAGUUUUAAUGGUACAAACAAGAUGUAGAAUUGACUAGAGGCAGAGCUGCGGGCGAAGAGGAAAUCUGUUCGGAUUAUAAAUGUGAAUAACGAGUGAGUUUUUUUUUUUUAUUCAGAGAUGGACACAGCAUUUGUGAGCUGGAUAGAAUGAGCUUUUAUUUGCUGGUUUGAUCGGUUGCAAAGCCAUGUAGCCAGCUCUCUGGCUCUAGUGAGGUUAAAUUCUGCCUCCAGGAAAUGUCAAAACAACAAGAGAAAUUGGUAAACCAUGCAAAGAGGCUAAAACUGAGCUGACGUGGAAUGGUAUCAUGGCCAGAAAGAUGAUAAGUGUAUUUCCCCAAACAGGGGCGUAGCACAAAAUUCUGGGCUCUGUAGAAAGGCAUUUUCUAUGGGCCCCU